CUGCAAAGUUUGCCUUCCAGUCACCCUCAGGCAGACGAACGGUAGAGAAAGGCCCCAGAGGGUAUUUUUCCAGGAGCGGUCACUCCCUCAAUCCAGGCGUGGAAGGGGAGGAGUGUGAGCUCAGUCCCGCCCCUUCUCCAAUAAACCGGACGCGCUCCCGGCUGGACGCCCGGAGUUGGAAGAGCCCGAACUUUCCCAAUGGUUUCGGUGACCAGAACCGUGUUUGGGGAGCUGCCCUCGGGCGCAGGGACGGUGGAGAAGUUCCAGCUGCAGUCAGAGCUGCUGAGGGUGGACAUCAUCUCCUGGGGCUGCACCAUCACCGCCCUGGAGGUCAAAGACAGGCAGGGGAGCGUCUCAGACGUGGUGCUCGGCUUUGCCGAGUUGGAAGGGUACCUGCAAAAGCAGCCGUACUUCGGAGCAGUGGUCGGGAGGGUGGCCAACCGAAUUGCCAACGGCACCUUCACGCUGGAUGGGAAGGAGUAUCACCUGGCCAUCAACAACGGGCCCAACAGUCUGCAUGGAGGACUCCGAGGCUUUGAUAAGGUCCUCUGGACCCCCCAAGUUCUGCCAAAUGGUGUCCAGUUCUCCCGCGUCAGUGCAGAUGGUGAAGAAGGCUACCCCGGAGAGUUAAAAGUCUGGGUGACAUACACCUUGGAUGGCGGGGAGCUUGUGGUCAACUACAGAGCACAGGCCAGUCAGACCACACCGGUCAAUCUCACCAACCAUUCUUACUUCAACCUGGCAGGCCAGGGUUCCCCAAAUAUAUAUGACCAUGAAGUUACUAUAGAUGCUGAUGCUUUUUUGCCAGUGAAUGAAACCCUUAUUCCUACAGGAGAAGUUGCUCCGGUGCAAGGAACUGCAUUCGACCUGAGGAAGCCGGUGGAGCUCGGGAAACACCUGCAGCAGUUCCACAUCAAUGGUUUUGACCACAAUUUCUGUCUGAAGGGAUCCAAAGAAAAACAUUUUUGUGCAAGGGUGCAGCACGCUGGAAGUGGGCGGGUGCUAGAAGUGUACACCACUCAGCCUGGGGUCCAGUUUUACACGGCCAACUUCCUGGAUGGCACGCUGAAGGGCAAGGGCGGAGCGGUCUAUCCCAAGCACUCUGGUUUCUGCCUGGAGACCCAGAACUGGCCUAAUGCAGUCAACCAGCCCCACUUCCCUCCUGUGCUGCUGAGGCCCGACGAGGAAUACAACCACACCACCUGGUUCAAGUUUUCUGUGGCUUAAGGAAACGUGAAGAUAGGACCCUGGAGAUUGGAGGCCGGGGGUCCCCGCAGCAGCCUGUCUCCUGUCCCAAGAUGGGAUGAGGAGUUAGAGGCUUUCAACGUGAUCCUAUGUGUUUUAAAAUCAUACAGAUGGUAGCUGUCGUGAUAAUCAGGCUGAGUGUUGAUUUCCUUUUCCAAGACUAGCUCCAGGCCAUGGCUAAUGAUCACUCUCUUCUCUGUGCAGUUCUGCGGGCAAGUCAGCUCAGCCAUCAGUGUCAUCGUCUAAGCCCUGACCCCUGUCCAGAAGCAGUGCCCAGGACUCUUGUGCUGUUGUUGGUUCCGCCUCUCUACCCUACCCUGUUCUUUCCUGCUUCCCGCCCUUCCUGUCUUUGAUGCUGCUCUCAUAGCUUUUCUAUUUCUUCCCACCCUCUAGCCCCUACCACAUUAUUCUGCUGCAGCACAAGAGUUUUCCAAAGUCAUACCAGCUCAUUCAGUAUGCCAACAGAUGGGCCUCUGUGCCUCCGGGAGGCAGCACCUGACUGACCAGAGAGGGAGCUCAGCUGAGAAACAGAGUGACCUCCCCACCACAAGCUACUAAAACUUGUAGCCAGGACUUGAGUUCAGGUCAUGCAAACUCAAGUCUCCUGCUUUGCCUGCACCUGAGUCCGCGAGAGCAUACCCAGGGUCACUGAGGAGCAAAGAGGGGUGUGAGCCCUAUUCCGUUAGAGCCAACUUUUCUUCCCAGAUUCACUUUUAUAAAUGAUGUGUUUGGGGUGGUGAUUUUUGCAGAAAUAUAUCCUGUACCUAUUAUCUACUCUAAUCAGUUGAAAUAAAACUAAAAUCUGCCUCUUCUGAA
Messenger RNA from Oryctolagus cuniculus (rabbit), 2061 nucleotides. RefSeq names its product galactose mutarotase (gene GALM). Gene Ontology annotation, molecular function: aldose 1-epimerase activity; carbohydrate binding. NCBI's taxonomy places the organism in Eukaryota, Metazoa, Chordata, Mammalia, Lagomorpha, Leporidae. Gene Ontology annotation, biological process: glucose metabolic process; beta-D-galactose catabolic process via UDP-galactose, Leloir pathway. The record is from RefSeq and is a predicted model, not a curated record.